AUGUCGCGGCGGCACGAUUUGGUUCCAUUGCCUCGGCAUAAGCCUCGGGUAGGGGAGUUAGCAGGCGGAGCAACAGCCGAUUGUGCAGCGAUCUGGUGUUGUUGUCCUUGCAUGACGGUAAACCUUCUAGUACUCGCAGUUUAUAAGGUUCCGUCAGCUAUAUGUAGGAAGGCUUGGAGAAAACAACGCAGUAGGAUGCUGAAGAAUAAGAAGAAGAAGAUGCUGGCACAAAAACAACAAGAGGAUGAAGAUCAAGAACAUGAAGAUGAAGAUGAAGAACGGAAUCAUCGAGAUAAUAUCCACCACCACCACCGGACGACGAGCUUGGAUGAAGAUCAACUGGACAUUGAUAAAUUGGAAUCAAGCAUGAGAAGUAAAGAAUUGACGGAGGAAGACAUUGAAUUUGAAAGACAAAUGUGGGGACAAUUCAAAGGAACUGGAUUCUUUCGAAGCCAUUCUCAGAGGGAGAUGUAAGUG
Molecule: messenger RNA, 477 nt
Organism: Impatiens glandulifera
Lineage: Eukaryota; Viridiplantae; Streptophyta; Magnoliopsida; Ericales; Balsaminaceae
Exons: 1
Coding region: 1-474 (157 amino acids)
Source: RefSeq, a predicted model, not a curated record